CCAGUCUGGGGUUACGGUUUCCUCUGCGUGACCGUCAUCUCCCUCUGCUCGCUGGUGGGAGCCAGCGUGGUGCCCUUCAUGAAGAAGACCUUUUACAAGCGGCUGCUCCUCUACUUCAUAGCUCUGGCGAUUGGAACUCUCUACUCCAACGCCCUCUUCCAGCUCAUUCCCGAGGCGUUUGGAUUCAACCCUCAAGAGGAUUAUUACGUUUCCAAAUCCGCCGUGGUGUUCGGGGGCUUCUACCUCUUCUUCUUCACGGAGAAGAUCCUGAAGAUGCUCCUGAAGCAGAAGGACCAGCACCACCACGGGCACAGCCACUACGGCCCGGAGGCUCUGCCGUCCAAGAAGGACCAGGAGGAGGGGGUCACCGAGAAGCUGCAGAACGGGGACCUGGACCGAAUGAUCCCGCACAUCCCCAGCGAGCUGGAGUGCAAGGCGCCCUCCGGGGAUGAGAAGGUUGUGGUGGGCUCCCUCUCCGUCCAGGACCUGCAGGCCUCGCAGAGCGCGUGUUACUGGCUGAAGGAGGUGCGGUACUCCGACAUCGGCACGCUGGCGUGGAUGAUCACCCUCAGCGACGGGCUCCACAACUUCAUCGACGGGUUGGCCAUCGGGGCCUCCUUCACCGUCUCCGUCUUCCAAGGGAUCAGCACCUCCGUGGCCAUCCUCUGCGAGGAGUUCCCGCACGAGCUGGGUACGGGAGUCCUCAGGGCGGGGGGGGAAAGCCACUUCUCUGCCAACUGGAUCUUCGCUCUGGCUGGAGGGAUGUUUCUGUACAUCGCCCUGGCUGACAUG
Messenger RNA from Leptosomus discolor (cuckoo roller), 792 nucleotides. NCBI's taxonomy places the organism in Eukaryota, Metazoa, Chordata, Aves, Leptosomiformes, Leptosomidae. The record is from RefSeq and is a predicted model, not a curated record.